Wallemia mellicola CBS 633.66 is the source of this 1096-nucleotide messenger RNA. RefSeq names its product CDC73-domain-containing protein. Gene Ontology annotation, molecular function: RNA polymerase II complex binding. The record is from RefSeq and is a predicted model, not a curated record. Lineage: Eukaryota; Fungi; Basidiomycota; Wallemiomycetes; Wallemiales; Wallemiaceae. Gene Ontology annotation, cellular component: Cdc73/Paf1 complex. Gene Ontology annotation, biological process: positive regulation of transcription elongation by RNA polymerase II; transcription elongation by RNA polymerase II. The transcript is spliced from 3 exons. The coding region runs from base 1 to 1059 and encodes 352 amino acids.
AUGGAUCCACUAGUGAAAAUACGAGAAUGCUACAAAUUGAAUAGAGAAAUCAAAUAUAAGCUUGAAAAUAAUUUCGUCGAAAAUUUAAAGGAUUCUACCAGCAUUUUAAUAGACAACACACCUUUCAAUAAAGAUCAGAAAACUAAACUAUACCUCAAUGACGAGUUUCUUACUUUGGACAUUUUAGUUAACUUAUUGAAUUAUAAAGACAAACCAUUCAUCGAUUAUGUCAAAUUAUCAAAAGAUGCGAACAUUCCUUUCAUUUCCGCUUUAGAUAGGAAGUCUAUCAUUGAUUAUCUCACUGGAGUGACAGACAGCCAUAAGUACAUACAGGACAGCUCAUCUAAUAAGAAACGCUUUGUCACGAACCAACAAGAUAGAGAGAUUGUCAAGAAGAUUAAACAGAAUGAGAUCGAUCUUGACGAUAGACUCACCUGUUUGAGAGCUGAUAAACAGUUAAAUUAUUCAUCUAUACAGCAGUCAGUAGCUAACAAACUAGCUUCUUUCAACAAACCAAGACAUCAGCAAUCAAGCAGCACUCAACAAAAGAAACCCACGAAUAUGUCACCAAUCAUUAUCAUACCAUCCUCUCCUACUUCUCUAAUAUCGAUAUUUAACGUUAAAUCCUUCCUCUCAGACGCCACUUUCCAAACAACUCAACAAGCGAAACAAUCUAACGAUUCACCCGAUGAUCUGAUAACCGUAUACAGAACAAAAAAUUCACAGCAUUCUUCAAAGUGGUAUAUUAUUAAUUCGGUAGAGACUCUCAAUAAGUUUGGUCCAGAUGCAUGGGAAAGAGUCGUCGCUGUUUUUACUACAGGUCAGCUAUGGCAGUUUAAACAAUAUAAAUGGUCUGAUCCACGUGAUUUAUUCAGAAAUGUUAAAGGCAUUUACAUGCACUACUCAAACGAACCAAUAAACGCGAAUAUUAGAGACUGGAAUGUAUCCACUUUUGCUAUCGACAAAGACAAACGACACACCGAUAAAUCACUCGUAUCAAACUUCUGGAGACAGCUAGAUAGCUGGAUAGCUGCUAAUAAGCCACAUCUGAACACUUAGUACUUGAUUUUGUAAAUUAACACACGUUUAUAUUCUU